GGAGGUAAACAAGAUGGCGGUGGAGUGUUGGGUGCGGAAGGGGGAGGCGGCCCGCGGCGCCCGUGAGUGAGGUGGAGGUACGGACGGAGGCGGCAGUGGGUCCGGGCGGCAACGCGGCCACCUUGCAUGGGCUGGGUCUCAGCCUCGCCCCUUCUGCUCCACGCGCGCGGUGGCAGCGGCUGGGGACGUGCCGCCCGGGCCCCGCUGCCUUGGGAACCCCCUGCCCGGUGCCUGUGGCCUGUUCUGCCUCGGCUGCCUGGUGUCCUACGGGCUCCCCUGCGCUUCCAGGGCAGCAGCGGACGGCGUUCGGGGCGGAGAGCGAGCGCCGGCUGCCGUUUGGGUCAGGGGGGUGUCCGCGAGGCCGCUUGGGGGGGGUCCCAGGCCCGUUUGGGGGCUCCCAAGCGGCCGGCUCCGACGGAAGUUGCUCCUUGUGGCAGGAGGGCCCCAGGCGGUCUCCGGACACACGCCCGGGGCUGGCCUCAGCGGACCGAGCCGGAUAGCCACCUGCGACUUCUCGGGGAGCCUAGGACAGUGAGGCCGGUAGAUACGCCCUGGUCCCCAGCGAAGCUUAACUGCCCAGCUUUGGGGGCUCCGGGGCCUGCCGGGGCUCCGGGCGCGGGCUGCGGCUGGCUGGUAAUGGACGACCGGGAGAAGACUUGGCUUGGCCGCGUCCGCUUUUGCCCGAGGGUCUAAAGUCCCUGGAGGAUGACCUAGCACUUCGCAACCCCACCGGCCUUCCCAGGGUCCCCGUGGACACGCCGGCCCGACCUGAAGUUGGCAGGUCGGGUCGCACUUGCGACGCUGCUCCGCGUCGGAUGCUCGGGCCUCGGACCAGGCAGGUCUCUUGAACUCACGUUUAGUACAAUCGUUUCUUUUCGAAGAAGGGUUUUUCUUUUCUGUUUUUCUUUUGUGCUUUUCUUGAAUUUUUUUUGAGAAGGGAAUUUGGGGUGGGGGAGACAAAAAGAAGAACCUCUCACCGGGGUAUCCAUAAAGGGGAUUAAGGGACCGCCAGUGGCGCGAAUCGGAGAUCUUGAGUCCAGAAUGGAUGUGGCAGACCCGCAGCAGCUGGGCAUGUUUACAGAGGGUGAGCUGAUGUCGGUGGGGAUGGACACGUUCAUCCACCGCAUCGACUCCACCGAGGUCAUCUAUCAGCCCCGCCGCAAGCGGGCGAAGCUCAUUGGCAAAUACCUGAUGGGGGACCUGCUGGGGGAGGGGUCCUACGGCAAAGUGAAGGAGGUGCUGGACUCGGAGACGUUGUGCAGGAGAGCCGUCAAAAUCCUCAAGAAGAAGAAGUUGCGGAGGAUCCCCAAUGGGGAAGCCAACGUGAAGAAGGAAAUUCAGCUACUGCGGAGGUUGCGGCACAAAAACGUCAUCCAGCUAGUGGAUGUACUGUACAAUGAGGAGAAGCAGAAGAUGUAUAUGGUCAUGGAGUACUGCGUGUGCGGCAUGCAGGAGAUGUUGGACAGCGUGCCCGAGAAGCGGUUCCCUGUGUGCCAGGCUCAUGGGUACUUUUGCCAGUUGGUGGAUGGUCUGGAGUAUCUGCACAGCCAGGGCAUUGUGCAUAAGGACAUCAAGCCGGGCAAUCUGCUGCUUACCACCAGUGGCACGCUUAAGAUUUCUGACCUGGGUGUGGCUGAGGCCUUGCACCCUUUCGCUGAGGACGAUACGUGUAGGACGAGCCAGGGCUCCCCAGCGUUCCAGCCACCUGAGAUUGCCAAUGGCCUGGACACCUUCUCCGGCUUCAAGGUGGACAUCUGGUCGGCUGGGGUUACCCUCUACAACAUCACAACAGGCCUGUACCCCUUCGAGGGGGACAACAUCUACAAGUUGUUUGAGAACAUCGGGAAGGGGGACUACACGAUCCCAGGCGACUGCGGCCCCCCACUCUCGGACCUGCUGAAAGGGAUGCUGGAAUAUGAGCCAGCCAAGAGGUUUUCCAUCCAGCAGAUCAGGCAGCACAGCUGGUUCCGGAAGAAGCACCCACCAGCAGAGGAGCCGGUGCCCAUCCCACCAAGCUCGGACUGCAAGGACCGGUGGCGCAGUAUGACUGUGGUGCCCUACCUGGAGGACCUUCAUGGCUGUGCUGACGAUGAGGGGGACGAGGACCUCUUUGACAUCGAGGACGACAUCAUCUACACUCAGGACUUCACCAUGCCUGGACAAGUCCCAGAAGAGGAGGCCAGUCAGAAUGGACAGAGCUGGGGCCUGUCCAAGACUAUGUGCAUGAAUGGUACCGAUUCGGCACAGCUGAGCACCAAAUCAAGGGCAGAGCGCCGGGCUAGUGCUGUCUCCAACCCUGCCCGCAAGGCCUGUUCCACCAGUGGCAAGAUCCGUCGGUUGUCAGCCUGCAAGCAGCACCCAUCUCUGGGAGUCCUGGCCAGAUGCCAUGGCCCGGGUCCUCCUCAGUCUUCCCGACGACUGCUGGCCCACUGCCCACCAUCCAGGAAGGCCACUGCCAUACCCUUCGAGCUGACCACCCGUCAGGAAGCCAGGGGGUCCUGGAAGGCUGUGGCUGGGGAACAGCAGAGACUGGGGUCUGCCUCCCUCCUCCCACUUGUGGGCCAUGGACACAACCUCCGGUUGACUUUGCAAUCUUGUGCUGGGCCCUUUCCUGGCCAGGGGAGGGUGAGGCUAGGCCACGGGCUCCGCACAGACCUCGCCAUGCACUUUACGUUUAGACUACUGGUUUUCCCCCGACUUCUCUUUACUUUGCUACACAGCACCUCCCACACCUAGUAAUGUGUUCAAACUGCAAUCGAUUGAGUGGGGUGGACUUCAGUGGGUGGAUGGGCCUGCCCACCGAGACACAUGCCCAGUGCCCGUGGGAGCCAGGUGGCUGCCUUGUUUUUGUUGCUUGGUUGGUUCCUUUUCUUUCUUUUUUUUUUUUUUUU
Molecule: messenger RNA, 2891 nt
Organism: Artibeus jamaicensis (Jamaican fruit-eating bat)
Lineage: Eukaryota; Metazoa; Chordata; Mammalia; Chiroptera; Phyllostomidae
Gene: STK11
Product: serine/threonine kinase 11
Exons: 10
Coding region: 1042-2736 (564 amino acids)
Biological process (GO): positive regulation of vesicle transport along microtubule; intracellular signal transduction; regulation of Wnt signaling pathway
Cellular component (GO): cytoplasm; nucleus
Molecular function (GO): protein kinase activator activity; ATP binding; protein serine/threonine kinase activity
Source: RefSeq, a predicted model, not a curated record